AAUUAGCAUCAAUUGUCUCGUGAGGUUUUGAUCUCCAGCAGCAUCAUGCCUGAACCAGCGAAGUCCGCGCCGAAGAAAGGCUCCAAGAAGGCCGUCACUAAGACCGCCGCGAAAGGAGGAAAGAAGCGCAGAAAGUCCAGGAAGGAGAGCUACGCCAUCUACGUGUACAAAGUGCUGAAGCAGGUUCAUCCUGACACCGGGAUCUCUUCGAAGGCGAUGGGCAUCAUGAACUCUUUCGUCAACGACAUCUUCGAGCGCAUCGCCGGUGAGUCGUCUCGUCUCGCUCACUACAACAAGCGCUCCACCAUCACUUCCCGAGAGAUCCAGACCGCCGUGCGUCUGCUGCUGCCCGGGGAGCUGGCCAAACACGCCGUGUCCGAGGGCACCAAGGCCGUCACCAAGUACACCAGCUCCAAGUAGAGCUCCGCUGCAGCUCCACACACAAAGGCUCUUUUAAGAGCCACCUACU
Messenger RNA from Carassius auratus (goldfish), 469 nucleotides. Its product is annotated as histone H2B. The transcript has a single exon. Gene Ontology annotation, cellular component: nucleosome. Lineage: Eukaryota; Metazoa; Chordata; Actinopteri; Cypriniformes; Cyprinidae. The record is from RefSeq and is a predicted model, not a curated record. Gene Ontology annotation, molecular function: protein heterodimerization activity; structural constituent of chromatin; DNA binding. Bases 46 to 420 code for a protein of 124 amino acids.